Messenger RNA from Rhopalosiphum maidis (corn leaf aphid), 2154 nucleotides. RefSeq names its product signal transducer and activator of transcription 5B-like. The transcript is spliced from 12 exons. The coding region runs from base 141 to 2090 and encodes 649 amino acids. Gene Ontology annotation, molecular function: DNA-binding transcription factor activity, RNA polymerase II-specific; RNA polymerase II cis-regulatory region sequence-specific DNA binding. Lineage: Eukaryota; Metazoa; Arthropoda; Insecta; Hemiptera; Aphididae. Gene Ontology annotation, biological process: regulation of transcription by RNA polymerase II; cell surface receptor signaling pathway via JAK-STAT; defense response. The record is from RefSeq and is a predicted model, not a curated record.
UUGAUAAUAAUAUUAUUAAUAUUUAUGUGAAAAAAUAAUUUUACUCGUAGGAUUCUUAUUCCUUUUAAACGGAGUUUCUAUAUUCAUCCUUCAUCCCAUCAUUAACUUUUAUAUUAUUAAAUACUUAUACCUAGACACUAAUGGAGGUUAACGGAAAAUCUCAAGAAAUGGAAAAUAAUGGAAUUAUGCAACAGAUGGAAUUGAUCAGUAACCAUGCUGAACGUUCGAACGAGAUUCGCUUAAAAAUUCAAUCAGAUUUUGAUUCGUUUAAUGUUCUAUAUUCGGAAUGUUCUAAAUAUACUCAACGUGUCCAAAACGCUAAAAGUCAAAGAAUGAACACUUCAGUAUUACCAAACAUUGAAUGUAAAUUAAUUCAAGAAAAAGAAUUGCAUGAAGAACAAUUAAAAGCUAAAUCUUUAAGUCUUAAUAAUUCUAUUUGUGUUUACAUUAACAAACUUAAUGAAUUAACAAACCUGAUCAGUCCUGUACAAAAUUAUAUUAUUGAUAAUUCGUUAAUUCAGUGGAAACGUCAACAACAGUUGGCUGGUAAUGGAUAUAAAUAUAUGAAGGAUAUAGACGUUAUACAAACUUGGUGUGAGAAACUAUGUGAUUUAAUAUGGAUAACUCGUUCUCAAAUCAAAGAAGCUGAUCGAUUCAGAGUAAAUUUGAGUCGUUAUUUUGAAUUACCACAAUCAUGUGAAAUUAUUACUACUCUCCUAAAUAUGACUACACAGUAUCUUUCUUCAUUGGUGACUAGUACUUUUGUUAUUACAACUCAACCACCUCAAGUAUUGAAAACUAAUACAAGAUUUUUAGCUGAAGUGCGUCUAUUAAUCGGCGGGAAACUUAAUAUUCACAAGACAUCACCCGUAGUUAAAGUCUCUAUAGUCAAUGAAGCUCAAGUUAACCAAAUAAUCAGAAGAAAUAAACCAUAUGGAGAAUCUUGUGGCGAGUUAUUAAAUUGCACUGGAAAAAUGGAGUAUCAUCCAGUGCGAAGACAUUUUUCUACCAAUUUUCGAAGUAUGCAACUAAAAAAAAUUAAACGUACAGAGAAAAAAGGAACAGAUUCUGUUAUGGACGAAAAAUUUUCAAUUUUAUUUUCUUCAACAUUUUUUAUUGGCAAUGAACUUCAAUUUGAGGUAUGGAAUUUGUCAUUACCAGUGGUGGUUAUUGUACAUGGGAAUCAAGAUCCUCAUGCUUGGGCUACUGUAAUAUGGGAUAAUGCUUUUGCUAAACUUGGCCGAGUUCCAUUUAAUGUUCCUGACAAAGUGCCAUGGAGAAAUGUGGCAGAAACUAUAAACAUGAAAUUUUCUGCAGCUACUGGUCGUAGUCUUUCAGAAGAUAGUUUAAUAUUUUUGGCUGAAAAGGCUUUUAGAAUGCAGAAUGUGGAUUUCAAUCAUAUGUUUAUAUCAUGGUCACAAUUUUGUAAAGAACCAUUACCACAAAGAAGUUUUACAUUCUGGGAAUGGUUUUAUUCAGUUAUGAAAUUAACUAAAGAACAUUUAAAAGGUCUUUGGACAGACGGUGCUAUAAUGGGUUUCAUAAGAAAAUCUGAAGCAGAAGAGAUGUUAACAAGAUAUGCAACUGGUACAUUUUUAUUAAGAUUUUCAGAUUCAGAAUUGGGAGGACUAACUGUUGCCUGGACUGCGUCCAAUGACGUUUUUAGCUUACAACCUUUUUCAGCUAAAGACUUAUCAAUUCGGAAUUUAGCAGAUAGACUAUUCGACUUGCCAUACCUCACCAAGUUGUAUCCAAAUAUUGAUAAAGACUUAGCAUUUGGAAAAUACUAUACACAAUCAUCAAAUAAUAGCACACCUGUUACAAACAAUGGCUAUGUAAAGCCAUUAUUAGUUACACAUGUUCCUGGGUGGAGUGGACCUAGUACCAAUGGACAAGGAAUGAAUAGCUAUCCUAACACACCCCAGAGCCAAAUGUUUCAUGAAAAUAGCGUAGGAAAUUAUAGUGGUACAGAUGCAUCAGUGUAUAGUGAACCAGAUAAUAACAUGACUGCAUUUGGUAAUUAUUCCUUAGAAAUGGAUUUUUCAUCAAGUUUAAAUGACGUAUCACAGUUGGAUGGAGUCUUUUUUUAAAGAAAUUUUAAUAUGCUAUCUUAUAGUGUAGAUUUUUGUGACUUGUUAUUCAAUAUCAUAAUAA